Leptidea sinapis is the source of this 8441-nucleotide messenger RNA. RefSeq names its product endoplasmic reticulum mannosyl-oligosaccharide 1,2-alpha-mannosidase (gene alpha-Man-Ib). The record is from RefSeq and is a predicted model, not a curated record. Gene Ontology annotation, molecular function: calcium ion binding; mannosyl-oligosaccharide 1,2-alpha-mannosidase activity. The coding region runs from base 685 to 2484 and encodes 599 amino acids. Gene Ontology annotation, biological process: carbohydrate metabolic process; N-glycan processing. The transcript has 15 exons. NCBI's taxonomy places the organism in Eukaryota, Metazoa, Arthropoda, Insecta, Lepidoptera, Pieridae. Gene Ontology annotation, cellular component: membrane; endoplasmic reticulum.
CAGACUACCAAAGAGAUACUACUGUGAGACUGAAGACUGUACAUAGUGUUUAAACUUUAAAUUCUCUUUGACUGAAGACCAAUAAUAAAUUCUUCGGUGGUGGCCCGGUAAAAAAUAACUGCACUCGAGUGUAUGUACCUACGUUUUAAAAUUUUAGAUGUUAAAUUAAAGUUAUUUUGAAUUUCGUAGUAAAACAAUAAAUUAAAGUGAUUAAGAGCUAAAGUGCGUUCAAAAAAAUAUGUUUAAAUAAGAGUGUUAUUUUUAUAAUUUUGUUUGUAUCGUUUGAAAAACCCAAAAUUUCAAAAGUGCAUUUAUCCCUUGAAAACGUGGAAGUUUGUUAUUAUUAAUUUAAAUAAUUGUAGUGGAUGUCUAAGUACUUUAACUUCAGGGUUAAAGUGUCUGCGUUGCACACCUCUAUACUCUAGAGUCUAGAUCAUAUCUAUGCCUGGAUGAAUCAAUAAUGCAAAUCAGUGUUCACCUUUAUCCAGGAUAGCUGGGUGUAUUUUUAACUCCUACAAAUUAGAGUUAAUUGCUGAAUCCUUCUAGUUAUUAUGUUUCAAAUUAAGUAUUAAUACCUAUUGCAUUUACUAUAACUGUAUAUAAGUAAAAUACUACAAAUUUACAGCAAGUACACAAUAUAUUCAGUGAUCAUCCAGCCACCUCAAGUAGUGCCUAUUCACAAGCAUGAACCAUUCAACUCCUCAUUGUCAUCAAGUAGUAUCCAGUAAAAAAAUGAAAAUGCCUUCAAAUUUAUCUGACACUAGAAUAGAUUUUUGUGAUGAUUAUAUGUCUACAGCACCUCCGAACAGAUAUUUUGAGAUCAGGCCGGACAGUCCUUUAUAUAUAGAGCCAAUAGCUACCAAAAACUUUUUUAGGAAAUGGAAUCAGCUCUCUCGCUUACAAAGGUCAUUAGUGCUGGCCACACUCAUUCUUAUUGCAAUAUGUUGCUUUAUCUACGGCCUAUCUACUGCCUUCAAUCCACCCAGCAAUAUUGAAACCAAGCAUGUGGUAAAAAAUUCUACACUGCUCAAUAAAUUGAAACAAGUGUCUACUGAAAAAGAAGGGAAAGGUGGAAAGCAAGAGCCUGAGUCCUUCCAGAGGCCUAUUUUUACAGGACCAACAAAUGCCAAACAGUAUGCAGUAGUACAAAGUUUCAAGCAUGCAUGGAGUGGUUACAAGGAACAUGCCUGGGGCCAUGACAAUCUAAAACCAAUAUCUGGCUCAGCAUAUGAUUGGUUUGCACUUGGAUUAACAAUUGUUGAUGGCUUGGAUACUGCAUAUAUAAUGGGAUUGACUGAAGAAUUCAAUGAAGGGAAGGAGUGGAUUAAGAAUGAACUUGUCUUCACAAAGAACAAGGACGUCAAUUUCUUCGAAGUCACCAUACGUGUACUUGGCUCAUUGCUUACUAAUUAUCACUUUACCGGAGAUGAUAUGUUCCUGAAUAAAGCGAAAGAUCUUGGCAUGCGCCUGAUGACGGCGUUCUCGUCUCCGUCCGGGAUUCCGUACUCGGACGUGAACCUGGAGGCUCGCACGGCACACGUGCCCGAGUGGUCUCACUACAGCAGCACGGCCGAAGUGAGCACGGUGCAGUUAGAGUUCAGGGAACUUUCCAGAGCCACCAAUAUCCCCAGCUUCGAGGACGCAGCUGCUUUGGUGUCGCAGAAGAUCCAUCAACUGCCGAAGAAGAACGGCCUCGUUCCUAUCUUCAUAAAUCCGAACACGGGUCAUUUCCUUCCACACGCCACGAUCACACUUGGCGCCCGCGGCGACAGUUACUAUGAGUACUUACUGAAGCAAUGGCUUCAGACUGGGAAGUCUAUUGACUAUUUACGUGAUGAUUAUUUGACCGCAAUCGAGGGUGUUCGUGACCUAUUGGCGAAGCGGUCGAAUCCUAAAAAACGGCUCUUCAUCGGGGAACUAACGGCUGGAUCCGAGUUUAAUAAACAGGCCUUCAACGCUAAAAUGGAUCACCUGACUUGUUUCUUGCCCGGCACACUGGCGUUGGGCAACGCUAACGGUCUGCCCGACUGGCAUAUGGACAUGGCUGAGGACCUCAUACAUACCUGCUACCUGACGUAUGCAGUGCAUCCCACAUUCUUGGCGCCGGAGAUUACGCACUUUAAUAUUGGAAGCGGUUCCGAGGACAUGUUCACCAAAAUGGCGGAUGCACACAGCUUGCUCCGGCCCGAGUUCGUCGAGAGUCUGUAUGUUAUGUACCAGAUUACCGGCAACACAACCUACCAGGAUUGGGGAUGGCAAGUUUAUAUGGCAAUAGAGAAGUACGCUCGAGUACAAAAUGGCUACACGUCAUUGGCCAAUGUGAAGUCUGAGAAACCACCGCCGAAGGAUAUGAUGGAAUCAUUCUUCCUGUCUGAGACGCUCAAAUAUUUGUAUUUGUUGUUUAGCGAUGACAGAUACAUCAUCGAUCUCAGCAAAUUUGUCUUUAACACUGAAGCUCAUCCUUUGCCGAUACACAAGAAUUAAAAAAAUAUAUUUUAGGAUAUUAUGCAACUAUUAUUCAAGUUUGUUUUUACUUACCAAAGCACAAAAAAUGCGUUGAGUAUGACUGAUUUAUUAUGUUCAUGACUGUACUUAAUGUUUGUAUUCGUUCAAUUCAAAAGAUUAACCCCCUUGUUCAUAAUAGUCUGCUAACUUAAAGCAUUGCUAAUUCUCACUCUGUCUUCUUCUAUUGACCUAAGUCAGAAUGAGAAAAAACACUCAUUAGCGGCUGUUUAAAGUUAGCGGGCCAUUAUGAAUAAGGGGGCUAAAUUUUAAGUUAUGUUUUCAACAUAGUAUUCUACUAUGUAAACAAGACAAAAAUACUUCUUUCAUUCCUUAUAUUCCUAUGUACAUCAAUAGAGCUUAUGCGGCGAUGUUUUCUUAAUAUCAUGUAGCAUGGGUUUUUUAAUCAUUUAAAAUCUAUGGAAAAUUUAGGCAAAAUUUAUUUUGUAAGUUGAACUGUAGGUGUUUGUCCUACGAUGAACGAUACAUGGUCUCCGAAUUUUAUUAAUACCAAAAAAAUGUUAAGAAUAAUUUUAUUAUGAAAGCAUAACAGAUUGGUUUUUCAAGAGAUCAGAAUUAUAUUAAUUAAAUAAUUCUUUUAUCAUGUUAUAAGUUGGUUAUUGUUAUUUAUUUAUCUGUUAUUUGAGAGUUAUGUAUUUUAAUUAGUAAUGGAAGCUCACCUCGAUCUCUCUCUUGUGUUUGAGGUGGGAGUAAUGUAGCUCCCUCACGGAAUAUUACUGGUCAGCCAGUUGCCAACAAACUGGUUGGUCUUGGCUCUAAAUUUCUAUAUUUCCAUGUAUCCAGUUCUUUUGUAAUAUUAAUAAGUUGAUGUUAUAGCUGUGGUAAACACGAUCAGGUAUAUGUGAUAAUUGAUACCAAAAUUAGACUUAAUCUUUUUGGCAUUGGUAUUGUUUGUUGCAAAGUGCACCUUGACCUUGUAAAGGUCAUCAUUGUUCGUCGAGAGAUGAAUAUGAAACAAAACCAGGGUUCCUGCAAUCAUUACAAGCGGCGGUAGCUGACAGCGACCUUACACUUUACAACGGCUGCGUCCCUGGUACAAUUAACAUCAUGUCACUGACCUGUAUAAAUACCACUGGACAGGCUGUUCCAUAUGUUUGACAGCAAAUAUUUGUGCCUAUUUGAAGCACCACUAAGACAGAAUAGAAAUGAUGAAAAGUGAAAACGGUAACUGAAAAAUAUAAUAUAUAUUUUGCUAUAAGCGGUUGUGUUAAUACCUAAUGUCCCUUACACAAUAGUGUAACAAGGAGUUCUUAUCCGCAUAUGAGUUCUCUCAUUGUGAUAUGGUUGGCCGUCAAGCUAAAGAAGGUAAAAUGAUUUAAAUAUAAAAUAUUGAUGCGGAUAAGAAAAAAAUAGAAAAAGACGGAAUAGAAAUGAUGAGAAGUGAAAACGGUCUGCCUCUAGCCUAUUAUUUAAUAUUUAUAAUUAAUCUGUUUAAUAGAAAGCGAAAGUGGAUAUAGAAGUACCAGAGUAAUAACAUUGUUUGAUUCUAUAACGUUGCCGCGUGUGAGGAAGAACUUACAAUAUAAUUUAACUCACGCACUAAAAUGUAGCGCGUGAGUUUUCUUAAAUUAUAUACUUUAUUAAACAUAUUAAUUAUAAAUAUUAAAUAUUAGGCUGAAGGCAGACCGUUUUCACUUCUCAUCAUUUCUAUUCCGUCUUUUUCGAUUUUUUUCUUAUCCGCAUCAAUAUUUUAUAUUUAAAUCAUUUUACCUUCUUUAGCUUGACGGCCAACCAUAGCACAAUGAAAGAACUCAUAUGCGGAUAAUAACUCCUUGUUACACUAUUGUGUAAGGGAGUUAACACAAGCGCUUAUAGCAAAAUAUAUAUUAUAUUUUUCAGAACUAUUUUUAAAAUAGAUGGAAUAAUUAAUGUUCAUAUUAUAUUAUUUUUAUGUUCAGUUCACAAAGGUUAACGCAUUAAGGCAUGAUAUUUGAUUCACUUGUAGUUAGCCCCCACUUUAUCCGGGUAGAAAUUGCUGGGUAGCAAUUUUUUGAUACCUUGAGUCAAAUUAUUGCAAUUUCUAUAGGGAUCUAUUAUUUAGAAAACAGCAUAUUUCACGCUGAUAAGGUAGCUUAAUAGUGUAGUUAUUAAGUUUAUUUAUUAUAAACAAACACACAAGAAUCAUUUACUUGUUUUGCAUACUUAAUAUCGGACUAAUACGUGAAUAAAAUUUUGUUAUAGUAAACAGGCAGCUACAUGAUGUCCAUAGCAUUUUAGACCUUUUCACAUUGUAAUAGGAUAUUUAAUGCUUUAUGCAUACCAUAAGAUGAAUAUCGCCGCGAGCAUGCUGCAUAUUGUGGCAAUUUGUAUUUCGUUUCUUUCAUAUGUAAUUCGUGACAAUACUCUGGCAUAAGUUCUCUUGUACCGCGUAUAUUUGAUGGCGAUUGUUAUAUCAACUCGUUGCGAUUUUCUCAUCGCUCGAGUAGACGCAUGAAAAUGUAUGCGUUUUCUUGCCGAAUUUCGCCAAUUCACUUUUACCAAGUGCAUUUAUGUCUAUUAAUGAUUGUAGUUAACUUUUAGAGUUGUUCCAAUGUAUGUGUAGCUAUGUUGUGCAUUUAUCAGUAGAUGGAUAGAAAUUGAUGUGUUGAUGUUAUUAUAAUGUUUUAGCUCUCAUUCGGAGUCCUUUCUGUGUAUUGGUGACCAUCUACCGGCAGAUCGUAAUUUUCUAACAAACACCCUCAAUCUGGGGUAAAUGAAUUUUAUCAGAAAUACAACAUCUGCGGAGCAUUUAGGUUAGUAAAUGUUAGUGAAAUUAAUGUUUCAAUACGUCUUCUGUUUCAUAUCUGUUGUAAGUACUCGAAUUUAUAUACACAAAUAUACCAAAACUCGGCUCAAUAACUUAACUUUUUGUAUAACAAUUAUAAAUUUCUAUCCUAUCCCAUUUAUUAUUUUUUGGAAUCGUUUUAACUUACAUUAAUAAUUAUUUGUAAUACAAGUCGUGUACAGUAUUUAUAUUGAGUAGGUUUACAAAAUUAAAUGAUAUAAUAUGACGACAAAAUGAAAAUAGGAGAUUUUAUUAUUAUUACCUCUUUUACACGAACUGAUAAUUCAGAGCUUAUAUUUUACGGUUUUUUAUAUCAUUCUAGCUAGCUAGGUUAUUUAGCUAUGAUCACUUCAUUGAAAUCUCAUUACAAUAUUUUCAUGCGAUUAUGUAUUAAGAUACGCCCACACUAAAGCAAAUAUGGAGUCCAAUUUGACACAUCAUACACCACAACCAUAAAUAACAAAAGCCAUGCAUAAUGUAAUUUUAUUAAUUAUAAUAAAAAGUAAGUGGAAGUCUACCAAUUGAUUUGCAAAAGUUUGACAAGUAAUUUAUAUUACUGAUAUCGUCUCACACCAAAAAAUAUUAUUAGGCGUGUUGCACAAUACAAACGAAUGAUUUAUAAUGAUAAAUUAUUAAAAGUCUAAAUAUUUAUAACCUUAACCUUUUUUUGUCGAAGAUUGAUUGAUAAAAUAAUUGAUAAUAAAAUAUAUAAUACGUCAAUAUUACAUACUACACCCACGGACGAGUAAAAAAAAAAGGAAUCCGCGCCUUGAUAUUACCACGUGAUGCUAGUGUGUGUGCGGUUACGGGGUAUACCAGUUGCACAAUUUUUUCUCCCUUAAAUAAUCAUAUAUCCACAAAUACUUUUAUUAGUUAGUUUUUACACUUUUUCACAAAGCACAACGGCAUUUUUAAUUUCCUUUAUUGCGACGCAAACUGAUCUGUCACAGACGAUGGCAAAUCUUAUAAUGGCGUCCGAUCGGCUUGUAUUAGUGUAUGCGUGCGGCUAUGUAUUUACACGUUUACCGGCUUGUUUUGGUGCCUCACUGUUAUGUAAGGUGACACGAAGUCCUACUUUUUUUACUCGUCCGUGACUAUACCUACUAAAGGUCUGAAUGUGACGUGUCAAACGGGAUUUGAUAUUUUGAAUUCCUAUAAUAUAAGUAUGGCACUUUAUUUUAUGGCUACAAUUAAUAACUACGUCUUAAGUAAGACCAUUUCGAUGUAUAAAUUAUGUAAAAAUUUUUGUUACAUUAAAUUUUAUUCCUAAACUAGUUAAUUGUUUAUACGUAUAGUUUAUAAGUUUUUCAUCACUUGUCAAAAAUUUAUGUAUUAUUGUACAGAACUGCUCUAAGCGUGCCGCUGUACACUUUAUGGCCCUGGACAAUAUGUUUUUUGACAGAUUUUUGACGUUCACAUGACAGUGACAAAGCGUCACGUUACCAGAGUGCUUCUGUCAAAAUUCAUCAUGCUUUUGGCCGUGUAAUCUCUCUAUCCUGAAUUUCUUAGCAUAAUGUUUUUAAAAACCUGUCGAUUAGCUUCUGCUGAAACACAUGUGUAGUCUACUUUUAACAGGACAAAAUAUCUAAGUCAAACGCAACAGUAUUUUAUCAUCGUUGUAUAAACACUCGUUCACUCCGUAAGUUGCUGCGAAUAACUAUUGUCUCAGAGAGGCGAAGUAUCGGCACAACAUGUGAUUCAGAACGAACUAUAACUUUAGCGAGAGGUAUACUGUUGUGUCAUAUAAGAAUCCAUGUUUGUUCAAAGUUUUAAUCUCGAGCACUUCUCUUGAUUGGCAUCCCUAUUUUAGUAUUGUCAGUCGCUAAUACGUUCCAUGUUCGUGUUAGUACAAGGCCCUCAUGUAAUUCGAUCAAGAACUAUAAUUGCAUAAUUUCACGCUUUCGCCAAGGCGUUGCCAGAGGUAAGAGAAACUGCACUGUAAAAUUUAUUUUCGGCCGUUUUCAAUUAUUUUACUAGAGGAUAAAAUUCAUUUCAAUAACCUAUCGACACAAAGCAUUGGACUAUAACUAUAUUGGACAUAACUAUGGAUAGAUAAAUCUUGUCAUUAAACGGUGACAGCAAUGUAUCCGUAACCAGAGAUACGUAAUUGAAAACGGCCGUUAGAAGCUCUGUAACUUCCAGGUAACUAUUGACGCUCAACAAUAGGUUUCUCUCUCAGGUGACAAACAGUUCAAACUUUAAAUUUAGGCAGAAUUGUUCUUGGGUAUCUAUGGGUCGGUGAAAGUUGAUGAAUGCAAACAAAAACAUUGUACAAUAUAUUUGUAAAUAUAUAUUUUAAGUUGAACUAUGUAUAAUUUGUUACCAAAACUAGAUUUAACCCUUUUAAUUGGUUAGAUUUCUAUUUAUAUAAAACGUUAAUAUUACUUUAGACUGAUUUUUUAUACAUUUUCUAUCUAUUGAAACUGGAAACAUUAUUUAUUUAUUAAAGAGUUGUUUCAUACUGGGCCGUGCUAAAAGAAAAAAUUGUUAAACAUUCAAUUGAUUGGGGGAAGAAUAUAGUGAUUUAAUUAUUACGACAGUUGAUUUUUUUAUUUUUUUUUUAGUAAAAAGUACUAAAAUACGACGUAAAUCGAAUUAACAUUUAUUUUGUUUGAUUUAAUAGUUAACAGUUGAAAUUGACGUUGACUUAUUGUAUUGUGCAUGAGACUAUGACACACAUGCAUGAUCCACAUAUAACUAACAACGGCGAUAAAAUGAUAACGAACGAAUGUAAAGGAGCGUAUGCGUACGAUUUACCGACAGAGUGGAGUUUUGUCGCUGUUGUGACAAGCCCUGACAAAACACAAACUUCUAAAGAAUUGUCAGUUGCAAUACAUGUUUUGUUUCGAUUCUAAUUAAUUUUAAUGUAUAUGCAACAACUAAAUCAAUUUUAGAAUUGCGAUUAACAGUUUAUAAUCGAUUUAUGAAGAUUAAUAAUAACAUUUAAUGGUAGCUCAAGUACACCCCCGUUAAAACUCCAUUAAAAUUUGGCGCCUAAAAAGUGUUAUAAGUUGAAAUUCGCAGCGCAUUAGUCAUUUGUUUGCUGGUAUAUUUUUGUAUAUUAUAUAUAUUGGAUGUACACUAAUUAUACUUAGUAUUAAGUUAUGAAGUGUUUUCCAUACUUAUUAUGCCAAUAAAUAUACACUUAUAUGGA